This is a messenger RNA of Suillus paluster, 290 nucleotides long. RefSeq lists its product as uncharacterized. Lineage: Eukaryota; Fungi; Basidiomycota; Agaricomycetes; Boletales; Suillaceae. The transcript is spliced from 3 exons. The record is from RefSeq and is a predicted model, not a curated record. The annotation marks the transcript as partial.
CAUAUAAAAUCGAGCCGUCUUGCUACUGUCCCCUUCAGAUCUAUUUACUCUCAUAUCACAUCCUCACAAACAUUGCAAUGCGUUUAUCUUUUGUCCUCGCGGUUGUUGCUGCUUUGACAGCAUCAAUAUCUGCAGCAUCAAUACCUGCCACUGCCCCUGAGAGUGGACACUGUCCUUUCAUGUGCUUCAAUGAUAAACCGUGCAGAACCUGCGACAUGGUAGGUAUGGCUCGGAUGCUCAUUCGCACCAGUUCAUUGAAUGAAGAGCUGCAGGUUGAAUCAGUUCAGUUC